AUGAAGGUAGCGAUCUUCGUCGCCUUAACGCUGGUCGUCCUGACCUCGGGGAGUCAAACUGGCCUUCGACAUUUCAAAGGCUACCAAGUCAUCUCAGCUUUGGCGACAACGAGAGAACAGUUGGACGCCUUGAGGGUGCUCUACUUUAUCAACGAUUAUGAUUUCUGGACAUCGCCAAACGGCCUUGGGGCCACCGACAUUAUGGCCGCACCAGAACUGAUCCCACAACUAGUACAGCUUUUAACGGAGAAAGGCAUCGAGUUCGCGAUUAAAUUUGAUGAUGUAGAAAAGUUGGUGGAAGAUGAACGAAUCGCAAAUGCAAAGGCGUCCAUUGGAAGAAUCGACUGGACUUCGUAUCAGCCCUACGACAGCAUCGUACAAUUCUUGACGACCAUAAAUUCCAAUAUUGCCACUGUAUCCGUAAUUGGACAAACUACGGAAGGACGGGACAUUCAUGUUGUCAAAUUCUCAAGUGGCGGGCCGCCCAAAAAGUCUAUCCUUAUCGACUCCAAUAUCCACGCAAGAGAAUGGAUCGCUGGGGCAACGGGAACUUGGAUUAUUAACGAACUUCUAACAAACUCUGCCAACUAUACUGCUAUCCUUCAAGAAGUCGACAUAUACGUCAUCCCCAUGAUCAAUGCUGAUGGUUAUGAAUACACUUGGACUUCUGAUCGCAUGUGGAGGAAAACUCGAAGUGUCAAUGCGGGCAGUUCCUGCAUGGGUUGUGAUCCUAAUCGGAAUUUCCCCUUCCAAUGGGCCGGUGAAUCCACAUCGUCCGACCCCUGCACUGACAUUUAUCACGGCUCAGCACCACUCACAGAGCCUGAGACGCAGGCAAUCGACCGUUUCGUAAGGGAGUCAGAAGCGGCAGGAGUAGAGUUUUACGCCUACGCGUCUCUUCAUUCCUAUUCUAACGUAAUGAUAAUAAAUCUAAAAGACUAA
Messenger RNA from Folsomia candida, 942 nucleotides. Its product is annotated as carboxypeptidase B-like. NCBI's taxonomy places the organism in Eukaryota, Metazoa, Arthropoda, Collembola, Entomobryomorpha, Isotomidae. Gene Ontology annotation, molecular function: zinc ion binding; metallocarboxypeptidase activity. The transcript has 5 exons. Gene Ontology annotation, biological process: proteolysis. The record is from RefSeq and is a predicted model, not a curated record. Bases 1 to 942 code for a protein of 313 amino acids.